ACCCUAGAGGCAGCUACGGCUACUACAAAUGGACACAUCCAAGAGCCAACAUAUGUUGGCGAAAGGCAGGUUAUCGGUAACGUAUUUUUGACUGAUCCCUGCAGCAUACAUCACGUAUGCACUCCCGGCAAGAACACCGAAGAAAGAGGAAACCGGCAUGUAUACAAGGUGGCGCAGGACAUAAGGAAGGAUUCGCCACACCCAGGGAAGAAACCCGCACAGGUCUAUCUUGAUAUGGUAGCGGCACCCCUUGAAGCUGACAACGAAGGAGAGGAAGACUUCAUAAGGGCNCACAUCUACUUCUCAGUUGCAACCAUUAAGGUUUGAUGACUUAUUACAAGGCAUGCGAAGCAGGAUUGCACAGCGUUGUUGCAGACGGGAUGCACUCACUGCAUCCUAAGACGCUCGGAUAUCAGGCGCAGCUCUACUGCGUGGACUGCGUCUGCUCUCAGGAAGUGGAGGUACCACUGCUUUAUUGCAUCACUGCGAAGAAAACCGUCGUACCUACGUGAAGAUGUUGAAAUGUUUUGGAAUGUUGAAAGAAUGUUGAAAGAAAAAAUCACUGGAGAUGCACCUGAGCGAGUGAUGCUAGACUUUGAAAAAGCAGCUAUAACAGCUGCUCGCAAGUCUGUGGAAGGCUGUGCAUUUCAUCUUGCACAGGCUUCAAAAAGAGAUUCUUUGGGGCUGAGACGAUACAUCCAAGGACUGGAAAGGGAGGAGCCACUCACAGAGUGAAAAUGCGAAGAUUUCCUGCGCUACUUCCAAGAGACAUGGUUGCGAGGUUUCUUCAAAGAUAUGUGGUGCAAAUGGGGGCUUGUGGAAAUGCGGACCACAAAUUUAGCAGAAACAUUCCACAGACGGCUCACAGUCCUCAUAGACGUGGGCCAUCCGCCCUUGAGCGUGCUCAUUGAAGCUCUCCGGAAGCUCAACUACGAGGCGAGAGCAGCAUUAACACGUCUACAGGAGGUGACAUUUUUAUUGUUAUCAUGUUUAUGUUCAUGCUGA
Haemonchus placei is the source of this 1005-nucleotide messenger RNA. Lineage: Eukaryota; Metazoa; Nematoda; Chromadorea; Rhabditida; Trichostrongylidae. The record is from the annotation of a GenBank genome assembly.